AUGACAACGACGAGGACCGUCCCGAACCCGUAUUUCCCUCCUCAGUACCCUCAUGCGACAGAUUUCGCUGGUGCCACUGGGUCCAAUCCUUUCAUCGAUGCCUCUCCAACGAAUUCGAAUUCUCUAAUGAAGUUCACGAACUUCUGCUUGCCUUCAGACGAUGAUCAUUUCGUCCAACCGCAGCCUUCGAUGCCAGCUGAUGUCGUUCAUUUCAACACGAAUAUCUUCACGCAACCCGCUCCGAGCCCUGCGCAUGGUUUCGGGGAGGAUCUCCAAUCCAGGGUCAUCACAGCCAAGGAAAGAGGCGGUCUGAAGAGCGUCGACUACUUGCACAAAUUUGCCCGCGCGACUGGCAAAUACCCCAAGCUGGGUAUGUUCUGCACGCCAGGCGGCGACGAUGUUGAUCCACACGACGUUCGCCGAUCAGCAUAUUCUCAACCCGUUUCGCCUCCCGUCGUUUACCCUGUCAAGCAGUUUACAAACCUCCCUGUAUACAACGACGGAGCGCCGCUGAGGUCACCAGGAGCGGGGUCCAUUGCACAGGAGCUAACGGAGUCAACAGAUGCCACCAUUGCAAAGAAGAAGCUCAUGUUUACCGAGCCCGAGCAGUUCGCGAUCGCCAAACCCCCUAAGCGCCGUUCCCUCGUCUACUACUUCGACUCUGACAACGACGAGGAGCAGGAAGAAACGCCGUCCAGCCCUGGUGGGUCAGAGUACCGCGACUCCAGCCCAGAGUUCGUGCCUUCCGUCACCAUAAAACUGCCAAAGCUCCACCAGAUGCGCGCCCCAGCGUCUCCCAACAAGAAGCGCAAGUUCGUGCAAGCUAACGACGCGAGGCCUCCGUCGCACAUCGCCAAUGCCAACGCCCAACCCGACACGAACCUCAACGCACCCUCCCCGACGCCCACUCGCCAAGACAGUGAACAACCCUCCACAUCGAGCAACGACAAGCCGUUCUACGAGGUCCGGGACAAGUCUGGUAAGAUCAUUUACCAGUGCCGCGACUGUGUUGGGUUCAGCACCCGCGCGCUCGGCGACAUGGGCCGCCACCUCGAGUCGAAGGCGCACAAACCGCCGAGCCACUGCUGCCAGUUGUGCCCGUCGGUAUUUACGAGAAAGGACGCUCUGGUGCGGCAUGAGAAGAGGAAGCAUAAGCUUGGAGGGUGGUAG
Messenger RNA from Cyclocybe aegerita, 1170 nucleotides. NCBI's taxonomy places the organism in Eukaryota, Fungi, Basidiomycota, Agaricomycetes, Agaricales, Hemipholiotaceae. The record is from the annotation of a GenBank genome assembly.